Messenger RNA from Frieseomelitta varia, 1542 nucleotides. RefSeq lists its product as uncharacterized. Gene Ontology annotation, biological process: sensory perception of smell; detection of chemical stimulus involved in sensory perception of smell. Gene Ontology annotation, cellular component: plasma membrane. The coding region runs from base 319 to 1443 and encodes 374 amino acids. NCBI's taxonomy places the organism in Eukaryota, Metazoa, Arthropoda, Insecta, Hymenoptera, Apidae. The transcript has 6 exons. Gene Ontology annotation, molecular function: olfactory receptor activity; odorant binding. The record is from RefSeq and is a predicted model, not a curated record.
UGCCCUGCAGGAGGUAUCUAUUAAUUUCCAGCUUACUUCACGUGCAAUAUUUCCCAUAGCAGUAAUCGCGCAUGAAAAAAUAAUUACGCAUAGUAUUAUCAUUAGUGUUGCAACAGAGGCACUUUUGCAUUUUACCUCCCUUAUACCAAGAAUACUCUCAAAGGGUUGUACACGCAACCGAAUCAUUAUCUUCGCACGAUUUGAUUAUCGAUUGCAAUGAAAUUUUCAUAAAUUAAUUCAAGGCAACGUGUUACACUCGAAGUUGAGGCAUUGUGACUGUUUGACGGUUAUCGUAGUUAGUUUCGACGUCGUGUCAGUAUGUUUCGAAAUGUUACGCCGGAAAAGGCAAUAGUUUUUGUCGAAUCGAUCGUGGCACUGAGCCAUUGUUGGCCACUUCCAUCGACAGCCACCAAAUCUCGGAUAUUCUAUUACAAACUUUUGAGAUCCGUGCUGCUCCUCAACUCGCUUUUACUCUUGUUUCCCUUGUUGUACGCGAUAUACGUGCACCGUGAAGAUCCAGUGAAAUUUUGCAAGGCAGUCUCUUUGGCACUUGCUGUUGUACAGAUACCUCUGCAUUCUUCCUUUUGUAUCAGUCAGUACGAUCGAUAUCAGCGAUUAAUCGAAGAGAUGAAAUCUUGCUGCGAGAAAGGAAAUUCACACGAGAGACGUGUCUUCCAACAAUACGUGGACAAGUACGCCAUGUAUUACGUGGCGUCUGCAGCUUGGUUUUAUUGUACCGCAACCACCGUCCUAAUUGGAACGCUUUUCAUACCCGAUCCUUUCCCAACGAUGGCAGAAUAUCCGUUCCCAGUCGAUUCUGAACCCAUAAGAAGCAUCAUUUUCUUGCAACAAUCACUCGUCGGUUUCCAGUGCUCGUCAGCUAUGUGUAUUAACAUAUUUUGCGCGUUAUUGAUGCUCUUCGCUGCAGCACGUUUCGAGAUUUUGAUGAACGAAAUGCGCACAGACAACAAUGUUGCGUUGUUCGUAAAACAUGUAAAGAAGUAUUACGCUCUGAAAAGAUAUGCAAAGGAAGUAACGAAUACAGCUCGAUAUACAACUCUGAUUACGCUAAGCAUUUGUGGCAUGGAAAGCGUGUUUGCCGGUAUCAUUCUUAUUGGACGACAACCAUUUGCUGUGAAACUUCAAUUUGUUUCCGUGUGUUCUACUGUACUGCUGGGGGUGUUCAUGUGCGCGUGGCCAGCUGACAACUUAAUAUACGUAAGUGAAAACGCUAUGCGAGCAAUUUACGAAUCGAAAUGGUAUGAUCAAUCUCUGAGAGUACAAAAAUUUAUAUUGUUAAUGAUGAUACCUCAGUCGCCGGUGAUCUUACAGAUCAGAUGUAUCAUUCCAGCUUUCUCACUAAACUAUUAUUGCUCGUUCAUCACGAACGUGAUGUCUAUGUUUACGGCUUUACGAGUUAUCAUGUAUCAAGAUGAAAAUUGAAUACGUAAGUUGACGAUAUUUAAUAGUUACAUGAAUUAUGUGAAUUCUACAAUGAAUCGAUAUGUUAUAAAAUAUAUACAAUUUACAAGUUACAAUGAA